Molecule: messenger RNA, 10533 nt
Organism: Drosophila miranda
Lineage: Eukaryota; Metazoa; Arthropoda; Insecta; Diptera; Drosophilidae
Product: sodium/potassium/calcium exchanger Nckx30C
Exons: 9
Coding region: 1220-3934 (904 amino acids)
Biological process (GO): intracellular calcium ion homeostasis; calcium ion transmembrane transport
Cellular component (GO): membrane
Molecular function (GO): calcium, potassium:sodium antiporter activity; calcium channel activity
Source: RefSeq, a predicted model, not a curated record
GGGCCUCCAGAUUCGUGGUCGCCUGUCGGGGCCCUACAACGUUUUCGGGCGCUGCGCUGACAACAUCCUCGCAGGACCAACGAGCGGACGGCAGUCAUCUAUAGAACGAACAUUGAAAAUGUAAACAAAAGCAACGCAGGCGCAGCAGCAGCAGCAGAAGCAGCAUCAGCUCUCCCAUUCUUUUGCCAUAAAAGAGAGAGGAAGCAGCAGCAGCGAAGGCAGAGACUGGAUGAGCUUCCAGGCUCGUGUCCGCGUAUCCUUCUUCGGUUUUCCAGCGGCCAGGCUGCCUCAGAACGUUAGCAGAGUGCAAACCGUGCUGUCGUCCAGCUCCGGCUCCGGCACCAAGCACCAGCAGCAGCAGCAGCUCCCGCCACAACGGCUACAACGGCUACAGAACUCAGGGAAACUUUUCCACACUCACACACACACAGAAACACACAGACACACGGUCACAGUCACACACACACACACACACACAUAGAAAGGACACAGGGGAAGAGGAAGCGACAGCGGAAUAGCCCCAGACAAAUGGCCAGAACAGCGAGCAACGGAGCAGCGGGCCAGGCCAACCCGUGACUAUAAACGGGAUACGCGAACAGAGGAGCAACAAAGAGUGUAACAGAAGAAAAGAGUGGAGGAGACGGAGACGGAGAAGGCGAAGGAGAAGGUGGAGAAAGGAAAAUCGCGCCUGCUGGAAAUGGAAGGAGAAAUGCUGCGGCUUCUAAUGUCCACGCCAGCAGCGGAAGUAGCAGCCACAGCAGCAGAAGCAGAAGCAGCAGCAGCAGCGGAAGGAGCAGCAGCAGGAGCAGGAGCGGCAGUGGCAACAUCGCCCACGUCGCACUCCUCAUAAUUUCGAGUCCCGCUCUCGCUGUACCCCCCCGUCUAAAAUCUGUGUGUCUGUCCCACGUCUCACGCUCUCACAGUCUGUUUCGUGUUAAUUGUUAUUUAUGUAUAGUGUGUUGUAUAUAUAAAAGUUUGUGUGAUAACAAAAGGGAGAUCGAGCAUCGCGGAGAUCCCGAUACCGAUCCCGAUUCCGAUCCGAGUCCCGAAGAUACCCCGAUAUCCAAUAAGCGACUAAGCGAGAGAUAAACUCCAACACUUUAGUCGAAAAUCAAAAGCGUACAACGAGAACAAACAAACAGAAGGUUUUGCCAGCAGAAACAGCAACCAACAAAACAAAACAGAACACCAAAAACCAAACAACACUCCAACGGGUCCAAUGUUGCAGCCAACAACAUGCAGCAAACAGCAACAGCAGAGGCAGCAAUCCGAACAUACAGCAGCAGUGGCAGCAGAACAUGCGGUAGCAACAUCAGUAGCAGCAGCAGAGGGAACAGAAGCAGCCGAUCAGCAGGAGCGGCAGCCGACAGCUAAAGAUCAUGGAGCCCUAGCCUUAGCCUUAGCCACUGACAGAAGCAGAAGCAGCAGCUACAGCACCGACAUUCUGUGCCACAGCAACAUGUUGCCCGUAACCAGCACAAGCAGCACAACGAUAGAUUUCAAUAGUCGCCGUCGAAGGGGUCGUCUACGGGGCAUGGACGAGGCAGGAGCUGCAGCGGCAGAGGCAGCAGCAGCUGCAACAGCCACAGACUCGGCCUCAGCCUCUGAAAUACCCAAAGUACAACACCAAGCAAAGAUACUUGACGAGUGUGUAAAUAUUUUCAAACGCUUAGUAUUAUUAACAUUAAAUACAAUAUCAACAAGAAAAACCGCAACAAUAACGAAAGGAAAGACAAGAAGCAGAACCGCAACGGAGCAUUCCCUGACCAGCAGCUGCUGUUCCUUGCCACAGCCACAGCUUCAGCUUCAGCAUCAGCCACAGCCUCAGACACAACGCUGCCGCCGCCUCCGCCUGCCGAUCUACUGCAUUCUGUUGGUUGGCUGUUGCCUGGCCACUCAGGGUCUUGGCGUUGAGGCCGCCAAGCCCAAGUCCGCCAAACAGCCGUACAGUAACAACCAGAAUAACAACAACAACCAGAACAACGAUGUGCUGAAUGGAGUUAAUGCACCGCCCUUGUAUCAGGGGGCGCCCUCCCAGACAUCCGGCGAGGACGAGGCCGAGCUGAUGUACCCCUUCCAGUCCGGGGAGCACAUGUUCGGCGAGGAGGAGGAGCAGGACCAGGAGAUGAACAUGAAUGCAGUGCCUGGCUCUGACGAGGAUAAUGCUGGCAAUCAACGUGGUAUCAAUGACACUCACAGCGAGAACUCGACCAUCACGAAAACGCCACUAUUCCCGAAAGAUCUAUUCACGAAAGAACAGCUUGAAAACGGCGCUGUCAUCCUGCACAUCAUUGGAGUAAUCUAUAUGUUUGUGGCGCUGGCAAUUGUCUGCGAUGAAUUCUUCGUGCCUUCCCUUGACGUAAUCAUUGAAAAGCUCGGCAUUACAGACGAUGUGGCCGGCGCGACUUUCAUGGCGGCGGGUGGCAGUGCCCCCGAGCUCUUCACAAGUGUGAUUGGCGUUUUCGUGUCGUUCGACGACGUUGGCAUUGGUACGAUCGUUGGUUCGGCCGUCUUCAACAUACUGUUCGUGAUCGGGAUGUGCGCCCUCUUCUCGAAGACGGUGCUCUCCCUCACCUGGUGGCCCCUCUUCCGCGACUGCUCAUUCUACAGCAUCAGCCUCCUGGUGCUGAUCUACUUCUUCCGCGACAAUCGCAUCUUCUGGUGGGAGGCCCUCAUCCUGUUCACCAUCUACAUCGCCUACGUGACCUUCAUGAAGUGGAACGUCGAGGUGGAGCAGUGCGUCAAGAAGUUGAUUACCAAAAACAAGGUGACUCGCGUCCGAAGUACAGAUCAACUUAUGCCAGCAGGUAAUGCGGCAAACUCAUCGGAAACCUCAAUGGCCACCCAGCCGGGCGGCUCGGUGACAUCGCGUGCGGCGAGCGAGACGCGCUCCGGCCCGCACGGCUCGAGCAACGCGGGCGCUACAGGUAAUAGCAGCGGUGGUGGCACCUCGGGUAGUACACAGACCGGUGCCAAAUUCCGUCAUGGCCUAUUACAGCUAAUGAUACACACGAUAGAUCCACUACACGAUGAUGAUGUUCCAGGCAAAGUGGACGAGAAGGCGACUCAGCUGCACGCCAUUGCCUCGCUCAAGGUGCUGCUAGACGCCACCAAGCCGCAGCGGGGUGGCGCCACCACCUCGGCUGCGAAUCACGUCAAGAUCAACCUCAAGGAGACCACCCUGGCGGAUCGUCCCAAUGGGAACAUUGACACGACGCUCGAUUCGCCAUCGUUGAGUGGUCGACGUCCUAGCUGGAUUGAGCAGAGGGUCAAAAUUCAGACACGCAAAUUUAGCAUCAAAGCGCCCGAAAUCGAGGACGACCCGGAACCCCUGAGCAUGGCCUGGCCGGACACGGCGCGUAAGCGCCUCACCUAUGUCCUGGUCGCCCCGCUCCUGGUGCCCAUGUGGCUGACGCUGCCCGAUACGCGAACGCCGCGCGGCAAGCGCUUCUUUCCGGUCACCUUCAUCGGCUCCAUUGUGUGGAUAGCGGCCUUCUCCUAUCUGAUGGUGUGGUGGGCCAACGUGGCCGGGGACACGGCGCGCAUACCGCCCGAGGUCAUGGGCCUGACCUUCCUGGCAGCGGGCACAUCCAUUCCUGACUUGAUUACCUCGGUGAUUGUGGCACGCAAGGGUUUCGGCGAUAUGGCCGUCUCCAGCUCCGUGGGCAGCAACAUAUUCGAUGUGACCGUGGGCUUACCGAUUCCCUGGCUGCUCUAUGGCAUCAUCUACGGUGCGCCCGUUGAGGUGAACUCGGUGGGCAUGGUGUGUUCCAUAACCAUUUUGUUUAUGAUGCUCGUAUUCGUGGUGAUGUCGAUUGCCUGCUUCCGUUGGCGCAUGAACAAGGGGUUGGGCUUUACCAUGUUUCUGUUGUAUUUUGUCUUUGUCGCCGUCUCGCUGAUGUUCGAAUACGAUGUAAUCACCUGCCCCUUCUAAAUACUGUAUGAGGGGCAAGGGCAAAGACAAAAUAGUACCAACAGUUACCGAGGGGUACCAAUAUACCACAUACAUAGAUGCAUAGAUAAUAUCGAAGAUAUAUCGCAGAUAUACCGAAAAGAGAUUGAGAUACAAAAAACGUGUUGUUCGAUGGCGAAUCUCUCAUCCAAUUAGCUAAAUUAUAUACAAAGCAAAUUAAUGAAUGAAUAACAAAUUAAUUAACAAUGGACUAAAGCUAAAUAAUCGAAUUGUUAAACAGACACAGAUGCAGACACAGACGCAGACACAGAUACAUUCACACAUACAUCCAUACACGAAAACAUGCGAAAACUUAACGUUAAAAUGCGAGUUAGUUAGUGCCAGCGUUUCUUUUUCGAAAGACAUUUACUUUAAAGUAUUUAGCCGCAGCUUUUUAUGCACCCUCUACCCUGUAUCCUGUGCCCUAUACCCCUCUAUACUCUACGAACUCUGUCGUAUCUAUCUAUCUAUCUAUCUACGAUCUACCAUGAUCUACUAUGAGCAUUCUUAUUAGAAAGAAAGACGAACAAUGGCUUCCCAACCAAUUACUAUCUAUCUAUGUAUCCACCUAAGGGUUUGGGUUUAAACUACUCUAAUAGAUUAAACGAAGACAAAUACUAUAUAUAUAUAUGUAAAUCUUGGCACCAGGCACAAGCCAAUCACGAUAUGCAGAUACGAUAAAGAAGAACAAAGAGCCAGCAAGCAAGCAACCAAGCAACCAAGCAACCAAACAGCAAAAAAUGCUACUACUUUUGUCGCCUUUCAGUUGCGUGCUCUACUAAGAUUUCUUCUCCUAAAAGCUUUAUCCAAGAGCCUCUCUCUAAACUCUAUCUCUAGUUUAACGACUUAUAAACAUACAUACGGAAUACGGAAUACGGAGGAAUAUAUACCCGCCACAUACCCUCACACGCACACUUACAACAUCGCAUACUCCUAUAUAUUGACCUAUGUACACUACAUGUAUUGAUUAAGUGAUAAUUUGCGUACUUAUUAAACAAGCAAAAGCAAGGGCAAAACUCUCAAAGUAAGCUACAAAUAUACUCGAAACAAAAAUCGAAUCAAAGCGAGCAGGAAGCGAACAGGAGACGAAUGUUAGGAAUACUUUAAAUCAUUUUGCUAAUGCAUUUGCCACACACCAAAACAAAACAAAACAAAAACCAAAAACCAAAAACAAAAAACCAAAACAUUAUGAUUAUCGAUUAUACUGAUUGAAAUUCAAAGUCCAAUUCUAAUUCUAGUUAUGAUUAUGAUUCUAGUUCUGAUCCUAAUUCUAAUUCUAAUACUUAUUCUAAUUCUGAUUCUUGUUGGCGUGUAGAACGAGCAGAGUUUAAAUUUAAAUUUAAAUUUAAAUUGAAACCAUAUUUAUUAUAGACUAUUUCCAAUCCAAAAACUAAAACCAACUUAUAACAAACCAAAAAAAAGAAAACAAAAACUAAACCAAAACUAAUUUCAUAGACUUUUUUGCUUAAUGAAGAGUCAAGUCCCCCAAAAAGUACUUAUAUAUAUGAGCAUAUAAACAUAUUGAUAUAUAUAUAUACUAUAUAUAUUAAACGACAUAUAAAACGAUAUUUAAACGAAAUACGAAAGAAAAUCAACUUGCUCUCUUUAUUUAGAACGUACGUAACAUUUUUCUAAACUAAAACUAAAACCAAAACUAAAACUAAAAUCCCAAAACUCGUAUUAACAAAAAGGUGGCCGCAAGCCGAGAAAAAGCAAAUGCAAAUGCAAAAGAUUCAGCAAAAAGAAAGGAAGAUAAUUUAACAUAAUACGCAUACAUAUAUACACGUAAAAAUAUACAUACAUUAUAUAUUUUAUAUAUAACAGAAGAUAACUUACUAUAUACAUACAUACUAUAUAUAUAUAUAUAUAUACAUAUAUGCAAAAACUAUACUUAAGUAGGCAAUGUAUGUAUCUAACGGAUAUCCAAUCGUUUGCAUAUGGCUCGCAAUCAAGUUGAGGAAAUGACAGAACAACAACAAACAUGACACAACAAAAGCAAGGAGACACAAAGAUACACACCCAUACACAGCCAUACACGAACGAACAUACAUAAACAUACACAAACAUACACACACAUAGAACAGAAAGCAAUAAUUUUUAUUACCAGAGAUCUAGAAGGAAGCAGUGACAUAACUUUAUAUACGAGAAUAUAUAUAUAUAUAUAUAUAUAUAUAUAUUGUACACCGAUCCGAUUCGAAACUCGAAACUGUAUAUCAAAGCAGCAGCAGCAAACAGCAGUAGUUGUAGUGGAAGGCCAUCGGAAAUAGUUAUAUAUGAAUAUACAUACAUGCAUGCAUAUAUGCAGAUGCAGAUACAGAUAUACAUAUAUAUGCUGUACUGUAAAGUAAUGUAUUUGAUGAAUAAUGCGAUAUGCAAAUGCAAAUGCAAGAAUUAACGUAACUAAGUGGCUGCUCUUACACCCCAUGGGUGCAGUGCAUUCGAUUGCACACAGAUAUAUAUAUACAUAUAUAUAUGAUAAAUAAUAUAAUAUAUACAUAUAUAUAGAUUAUGGACAGAAACCGGAGAUCACAUCUACAGCGGAGAAGACCGUAACACCAAAAAGCUGAAACAGAAACAGAAACAGACAGGCGCCAGGAGAAGAAGACAUUGUACAAAAACACCCCCUACGACGCACACACGGUCUAGACUUGGAUCAGAACAAUGCUCCUUCUCUCUAUAUAUAAGGCACACUCCAUCCCUGCCAUUCGAAGCACCAUUCUAGGGUGAGCUGAGAUCUUGGGAUCAGUUCUUCUACGAUAUAUGUAUGGGGUUCCCUAGCAUGCCUUAAACCAAACCAAAUGUGAAUAGGGAACUAUUUUUGAAACUUCUCGUUAAGCCUUCUAAUAGACUUCUCCCUUGCUUCUCAGCCCUCAUUGUCUCUCUCUCGACACCAAAACUAUUGACUGUAGUCCAUCGAUAUCGAUAUAAUAGAUAUAUCCCAACUAGCAAGCUCACUUCUCACGAGUAGAUUGCCUCGGUCGCCAGGCUUUAACAGAGACAACUUCCAAGAACAAACAAAUUAACUUAAUCUUUUAUACAUGCUGUAUGUUAACCUACUCGUAAACAAAAAACGAAAGCGAAACAAAAGCGAAUAAAAAACCUAAAAAAUAUCUUCCAAAUUAACUUUAAAAACCAAGUCAUAUAUAAAGAUAAUGAUAUAUAGCGAGCAAAUACUUGAAAACUAAACGAACAUUCAUACUUAACUGAGUACAUCUUAUUAGCAACUAACAAGAAGAACACCCAGCAAUUACUUGUACUAAAGAUUCUCCUCACUCACAACACACACACACAAUCACACAUAUCGCGCCCACUUUUCUCUAUAAAAAAAGGUACACGAAAAGUACAAAAACCUAUUUAGGAACUACUACUAUGCUAUGAUAUCCGAUAUCCCAAGAACGUAACUAACAGAAUCGAGAAAUUGUUAACGAACAGAUUAACGACAUUUAGCUUUGUGAGGCACUCUUCUCCUUAAUGAAAAGCAAAUCAAAAGCUAAUCGCAAUGAGCAAUGAACAAUAUUACAUUGACACACCACCCAGCCCCAAAGAACCACUAUCCCAUGUCCCCACAUCACCCCGAUCGCAUCAUUACCGAACGCACACACAGAACACACACACAAAUGUCGAGUGGCCGUAGAAAUCGCGCUUUAAGAAGAAGAAUAUACAAGAAAUAUAUAUAUAUAUAUGUAUAUACACAGAUAUAUAUAUGAAAUUGUUAUGGUUAUAGAUUUUUAACAAGUUGAAUAAUUGCGUAAAAAGUAAAAGGAACAAAAAACCAAAUGGAAAAUACAAAAAAAAAUUGUUGAAACAUUAGCAAAAAACGUUCAUAAGACAUAAACGAAGCGUAAGGAAGAGAAGAGAACAAAUAAUAAUAAUUAUAAAAAAAAGCAGAAGAAAGCGAAACGAAACGAAAAAGAUAUAGUAAUGCUAUAUAUACUUUAUGAAAUAUUUAACUAUGAAAAUAAAAAUCAUUGUUUGAAAUUAAAGUAAAAAAAAGCAAACUUACUAAAAAAAAACUUAAAAAAAACAAAUAUUCGGUGUUUGCUAAUUUUGUGUCCCCGACCAAAUUUUGAGUUUGCAGAAAAACCCAACCGUAAGUAUAGCCCGAUUGAUUUCUAUAAUUCCUUCCGACCAAUUGGCAUUUUAACGACCUCAAGUAUGAAUAUAUUCGAACAUUUGUAUGAAAUUAGCAAACACACAAAACAAACCUAAGCACAGACCAUUCGAAAGCAUUUCUAGAGAUGUGGCCACAACAAUUACUACGAGUACGCUCUCAAGUCAAUCACCUAUAACAAUCGUCUGUAACUGUAACUGUAACUGUAACUGUAACUGAACAACAAACUACCAGAAUAAACACCAAGAAAUACUCGUACGAACAUAACUUAUGCGAACGAUCUAAAGAUCUAACAAUCUUACGAUCUUACGAACGAACGAACAAACAAACGAGCACAUAAUCAUUGAUUUCAGCUUUAAAUAAUCUAUAAACUAGACUUAAACUAGACCGUACUACUUAUAUAGAACACACAUAUACAACACAAGUAAUGAUAUAUAUAUUGACUUUUAUAAACAAGUACUAUAUAUUACGAGUACGUCUGUGGAUGGGAUUUUAUUACGCAAACCGUUGAAAGAGAAUUACUUUUUUUAAUACGAAUACGAAUACUAAAUACGAUUACGAAUACAAAUAGAACAAGUGAAAUGCAAUGUAUACAAUACUUACAUAUAUUCGAUUAUACAAUAUUUAGAGAGCGUUCAAGUUGCGUCCGUUGUAUAAACACAAGAAACACAGCAAACAAUAAAUUUUGGCAGCCGCGUGGAACGAAACGGAACGGAACUGAACUGGCGCUCGGCUUCGGUUUGUUUUUCGAUUUUUCGUUCGAUAACGAUAGCGCUACCGAACACGAAUAAAAUAACGACAGCCAAAGCAAAUAUGAAUAUAUGAAUCCAGUAAAAAGUAAUAGUUAACAUAUUGGUAGACUUAUUUAACAAUUUUAUAGCGUUUUCAAAUUUAUAAGUGUACGAACAAGAUGCGUUUAUUAUUUGUAAAGCCAGCGAUGUAGCGAUGUAUCAAACGGGGACCGGACACAUCAGUAUAUAGUGCGUGAACGUGAAUAUACAUAUAUAGCCGUCGUGUGUAAUACAAUUAUCAUUACCCACCAAAAGAUUUUGCGUUGUUAAGUUUUGAUUUUUGUACUUGUUGUUGGACUUUUACUUUACGAAUGUGUAUUUUUUCGAUAAACAAAACCAAAACAGAACGGUACGGACUGCACGGACAGGUUGAGUGUUGAAGAUGAGCAUGUAAUUAGUACAGAGGGAGAGAAAAAGAGAGAGAGUCGAGUAAUUUUAAUAGUGAACAAUGAGAGUAUUAUAAUAACAGACAUUAAUUUUAAUAACUGAUACGCUUCUAGCACAUAAGAUUGUACAAAUAAUUUAUAUACAUAAUAACGACAAACCACGAAAAAGGCGAACAAACACAGAAGUCGGGCUUCAGUUAUGUUCAGAUCGAAGAACACUAUAUAUUCCAACCCCCUAUGUUGCUGUUAGUCAUCGGAGGACUCCAACGCCUCGGGCCCCAUACCGUCUUCGGCCUUACAAACAUUUGAAUGAUGAAUAUAUAAUGAAAUACAGCGAGUUAUUUACUUUAUACAAGUACGUCUGGUUAACGACAUUUAGAUUUUGUACAAAACACACACACACACACACACAUUGCCACUCCGAAACACGCCUCAUUCCCGCACCCUCCCCAAAAACCGCGAACCAAAACCAAUUCGGAACCCAUGGGUUGAGAGAUCAUCAAAACGAAAAGAAGUUCAGGAGCAAAAGGAGUAAAGCAAAUCAAAUAUAUAGUCAAUUUCUAAACGAUACAUGCAAACAUAUAUAGUAUGGCUGGCACUCAAAAAAUAUACAAUAUAUGAAACAAGAAUUAUAUAAAGUUAUAUAAAAGCAUUUUAAAGGAUCGGAAAUCGGGAGCAGACGAAAGGAAGAGUGAAGCCUAAAGCCCAUUGGAGCGGUUCGGAUCUGAUCAGAAUGGAACGGCACGGAACGACACUUAUGUAAAUCAAAACGAAGCUAUAGCAAAUAAAAACCAAAUGUUAACUAGUUAUUUAGGUGAAAUAUACAACAAAUCACACUCAGAUACAGAGGCAGAUAAAGAUAACGAUAAAGAUACAGAUACGGAACGAGGAGCAGAUACACAGAUGCAUUUACAUUGCAGACACCCACACACACAACACACAAACACUAACACGGACACACGAACGUCUGUAACGGUGUGAAUACGCCGUUACGUCGCCAGAGUUGUAGCAGAGCCGCAGCAAACGAAUAAAGAAACGAAAGAAAGAAGCAAAUACCGAAAAGAAAUGACCGUUUAAUAAACUUUUGUUAUUAAAAAUGCAACCAGUCGUAAAUUGCAGUUGAUUGCAGUAAAGCAUGUUGCGAAAACCAAAACGAAGUUAAUGUUCAAACUAACUAAUAUAUAACGAAUAUUAUAUAAUACAACAAACUUAGACUGUAUGUUAUUUUCUCAAUACAAUACCUAUAAAAAAAACAAUAAAAACAGAUUCAAUAAAAUGAGUUAUCCAAAUGCA